Messenger RNA from Capronia coronata CBS 617.96, 4746 nucleotides. RefSeq names its product DNA-directed RNA polymerase III subunit RPC1. Gene Ontology annotation, molecular function: DNA-directed RNA polymerase activity; DNA binding. The transcript has 3 exons. The record is from RefSeq and is a predicted model, not a curated record. Lineage: Eukaryota; Fungi; Ascomycota; Eurotiomycetes; Chaetothyriales; Herpotrichiellaceae. Bases 1 to 4746 code for a protein of 1581 amino acids. Gene Ontology annotation, biological process: DNA-templated transcription.
AUGCCUGCGGCGACGGAAAUACAGAGUGUCCUCCCGGGCAAAGAACAGGUGGUCAACGAUGUUCCAAAAGUCAUCAAGGAAAUACAAUUCGGGGUCUUGUCGGAUCAGGAUAUUAUCAACCAGUCUCAGGUCGAACUCGCCGACCGUCGAAUGUUUGAUCUGGACAAAGGCCGGACCUACGCCGAAUAUGGACCCCUUGAUAGACGCAUGGGUAUCUCGGGCAAACGAGAUAUAUGUAAGACUUGCGGAGAGCAACUGCAGACAUGUAACGGCCACUUUGGACAUGUCAAGCUCGUUCUGCCCGCCUUCCAUGUCGGCUAUUUCAAGAAAGUCAUACAAAUCCUCCAGAGUAUCUGCAAGGACUGCUCUGCCAUCCUCCUUACCGAAGCGGACCGAAGAAAAUACCUCAACGUUCUACGAAGAGCAGGCAAUGAUACCCUGAGACAGGCCGCCAUUGUCAGAAAAGUGGCGGAUCAAUGUCGAAAGACAAAGGUUUGCUUCCAAUGUGGUGCCAUCAACGGGUUGGUUCGAAAAGCCGGGACGCACGCUCUGAAGAUUUCGCAUGACAAGUUCAAAUCAUUCAACUCUUCAACAGCAGCCAAAAAGCAGCCGCCGCCGGAAAAGAUCGAGUUUGACAAGUCUUUUGAGACCGCGAAGGAAUCGAACUCGGAAAUCGAGAAACACCUCAAGAAGGCUAUGGACGAUCUGAAUCCCCUCCGAACGUUGAAGCUGUUCAAGCGUGUACGAGCCUCAGACCGCGAACUUCUUGGCCUGCGGACUGCCAAACCAGAAUCUUUCCUCUGGUUGUACAUUCCUGCUCCGCCAGUAUGUAUCCGACCUUCAGUAGGCCAAGAAGGUGCAAGUACGGAGGACGACAUUACAGCUAAGCUGGGCGAUAUCGUGGCCGCGAACAAUGCACUGAAAGAGGCAAUCGAGAAGGGUGCACCUGUUCAAUCGAUUGUUGAACACUGGGACUACCUAUCGCUCCAACUUGCCAUGUACAUCAACAGCGAUGUGCCGGGUCUGGCGAAAGGAGAGUUUGGGAAGCAGAUCAGAGGUUUUGUCCAACGAUUAAAAGGAAAACAGGGUCGAUUCCGUGGAAAUCUGUCAGGAAAACGUGUCGACUUCUCCGGUCGUACUGUCAUCUCACCAGAUCCGAACCUGAGGAUCGAUGAGGUGGCGGUGCCGGAACUGGUUGCGAAGAACAUGACAUACCCGGAAGUGGUUAAUGAAAUCAACAUCGAGAAACUGCGACAACGCGUGCGCAAUGGCCCCAAAGUCUGGCCCGGGGCCAACUACGUUUACAAGCCCGACGGUGACUUCCGCAUCUUCCUCAAGUUCGGUAAGCCGGAGCUCAUCGCGAAAGAGUUGAAGCCGGGCGACAUUGUUGAGCGCCAUCUUGAGGAUGGGGAUAUUGUCCUGUUCAACCGUCAGCCGUCUCUUCACAAACUCAGUAUCCUCAGUCACUUUGUCAAAGUCCGACCACAUCGGACGUUCCGGCUCAACGAAUGUGUAUGCAACCCCUACAACGCCGACUUCGACGGAGAUGAGAUGAAUCUGCACGUCCCUCAGACCGAAGAGGCCAGGACAGAAGCGACGUUGUUGAUGGGUGUCAAGCACAACAUUGUCACGCCCAAGAACGGUGAACCUAUCAUUUCAGCCAUCCAGGAUUUCAUUACGGCUUCUUUCCUUCUCAGCAGUCUAGACCAGUUCUUCGAUAGAAAGACAUUCGUCACCAUGUGUGUGGGAAUGUUGGAGCCGGACACCAAGUUUGAUCUUCCACCUCCUGCGGUCGUCAAGCCGCAGACUCUCUGGACCGGCAAGCAAGUCUUCAGCAUCCUCAUGCGCCCGAACAAGCAGUCCCCGGUUACAGUCAACCUUGAUGCAUCAUGCAGAGACCACAAUCAAUACCACCCUGGACUCCAUCGAGAUCUUCAGGACGACAGUUUCCUGUGCAUCCGUAACUCCGAGGUCAUGUGUGGCAGGAUGGACAAAGGAACUGUCGGAUCUGGAAAGAAGAAUUCCGUGUUCUACAUCUUAUAUCGUGACUUUGGCCCAGAUGCGGCCGCCCAGGGGAUGAAUCGCCUAUCCAAGUUGUGUGCCCGAUGGCUAGGCGACCAAGGAUUCUCUGUGGGCAUCAGCGAUGUCACGCCACCCGACAUGCUUGUCAAAGCCAAAGCUGAAAUGAUUGCCAAAGUAUUCGAAGAGUGUAAGGAGUUUGUGCGACAAUCCAAGGCAGGCAAGCUGAAGAGGAAGGCCGGUCUCGAUGAUGCAGGCACCCUGGAAGCAGAACAAGUGCGGGUUCUGAGUACUGUUCGAACAAACAUUGCUGGUAUUUUGACGUCUCAACUCAGCAAGAGAAACUCGGCCAUGGUCAUGGCAAUAUCCGGAUCCAAAGGCUCCAACAUCAACGUGGCCCAGAUGGCGGCUCUUCUGGGACAGCAAGAUAUCGAAGGAAAACGUGUGGCAGAUGGGUUUCAAGACCGAACAUUGCCUCAUUUUGCGAAGCACGAAAGAUCUCCACCAUCCAAAGGCUUCAUCUCGAACAGCUUUUUCAGCGGACUACUCCCCUACGAGUUUCUGUUCCACGCAGUCGGUGGUCGUGUCGGUCUAGUCGACACAGCCGUCAAAACGGCCGAAACCGGUUACAUGUCGCGUCGACUGAUGAAGUCUCUCGAGGAUCUCUCUACCCAAUAUGACCACACGGUGCGGAACUCGGCCUCGAAUAUCGUCCAAUUUCGAUUCGGCGACGACGAGCUUGAUCCUGUCGAUAUGGAGGCAAGCGCAAAGCCCGUCGACUUUGAUCGCACGUAUGCUCAUGUGGAAGCUACAACAUUCGACAUGAACGAACCCGGCCUUUCGGAUACCGAUAUUCACUCCAUACUGGAAGAGAUACUCGCGCCAAAACGGAGCCUGCUCACCAGAUAUGAUUUCAAUGGCGCAGAGCUUCCGUUUGAAACAGAUGAUGAACGGCUGGUUGAUCAGAACGAAAGUCACCGUGCGUUUCUGCAGUCUAUCCAUGACUUUGUUAUGUCAAAGGCGCGAAGCUUUGUCGAAGCAAGAGUCCAGAAAAAGCAAUAUGCUCUGCCGCCAUCGCGAGAGUCCAGUGGUAGCAAGCGGAAAGCAGAAACAGACCCGGUGGUAGACGAAGCCGAACCGUCAGCCGCAGCAGAGCGACGCUCUGGCCGUAAAGGCACCACCUCCGCCACGACAGCUCCGAAAGCUGUGAAGAAGCAGAAGAAACUCCCGUCAGACGACCAGGCAAUCACCAAGGUCCAGGCGCCUCCAUCCACGAGGGAUCGCUUUGAAUUGACCUGCAAGGUUUCUGAGAGGACAUUACGAGCUUUUAUCAACUUGUGCUUGGAGAAGUACGAAAGAGCAAGAACCGAACCAGGUCAUGCCGUGGGCGCCGUCGGGGCACAGUCCAUUGGCGAGCCAGGUACGCAGAUGACUCUCAAGACUUUCCAUUUUGCCGGUGUUGCCGGUAUGAGUUUGACCGCCGGUGUCCCACGUAUCAAGGAAAUCAUCAACGCAUCAAAGGACAUCAGUACACCUGUGAUCACUUGCCGUCUCGAACGGAGAAGGGAUCUCUCGCUGCCCGAGUCCCUGGCUAGAAUCGUCAAGGGGAGGAUCGAAUGUCUGUAUCUUCAAGACAUUACCUCGUAUAUUCAAAUCAGUCACUCCCUGGACCGGCCCAGUUGCAUCUACCUACGAAUCUCCUUGGACACCAUCACCGAGCUCGGCCUCGACCUUACCCUCCAGGACAUCUGCAACGCCAUUCAGAAACAUCGUCAACUCAAAGCGGCGAAGUUGAGAAUACAAAUACGGGGCAAAGAUGAGCUGAAGAUAUCGUCAGAUGCGCCCAUCAAAUCGAUGAAACGUGGCACAGCUGCCAAGAUUGAUGAGGAAGGGCAAAACGAAAGACUGAUUCGUCUCCAGACAUUGCGGCGUGUGCUUCCCAGUGUACAUGUUCUUGGCCACCCUCUAGCAACCCGAGCGGUGGUCACAGCGGAAGAUGAUCCGAGAUCAGACGAGAUCAAAGCGCUGCGGCGGGCUACGGAGCGGGCUAAGGCUGAAAAGCAGAAGGCAGCUACCUCAUCCACUGAACCAGAAGUGAAGACUGAGGAUGGUCAGCAAAAUGAUUCGGCCAAGGUGAAGGUCGAAGAACCUACUCAGCCGGUCAUACCGAAAUCGGCAGCGGACAAUGGCAAGCCUAUUCAGAUGCACAAAGUCAUGGUUGAAGGUUACGGUUUGCGCUAUUGCAUGAACACCGAAGGCGUCGACCCAUAUCACACCGGGACCAACUCUGUAAUCGAGACGCUACAAGUCCUUGGAAUCGAAGCUGCUCGAUCGAAAAUCAUUCUCGAGAUCCAAGAAGUCAUGAAAAGUCUUUCCAUCGAUCCCCGACACAUGGCUUUGUUGGCGGACGUGAUGACCUACAGAGGCGAGGUGCUGGGGAUCACACGAUUCGGUCUGGCCAAGAUGCGUGACAGCGUGUUACAGCUUGCCAGUUUCGAAAAGACGGCCGAUCAUGUCUUCGAUGCCGGUAUCGCCGGCAAGACCGACAAAAUUGAGGGUGUUAGUGAGUCUGUCAUCGUAGGCAAGACCAUGGCAAUCGGUACUGGGAGCGUCGAGGUGGUCAGAUACCUGAAUGUCGAUAGCAAGGAGAAGAAAAAGAGACCGACUAUCUUCGAGGAUGCCUGGGCCAAGGGUGACCGAGCACGGGAGCGGAAGAAGAAGCAAUGA